UCAGUAGCAGGAGCGCGCCGAGCGCAUAAAUUGGGUGAGAAAGGCAGCGUGAGCAUGCUGUUAGGAGUUGUCAGCCUCAGAAUUGGAUUUCUUGAAUAUAGUUACAGUUUCGGAGCAAAUGAGAACUGGGAGGAACACGUUUCUACUCUGAGAAUAGCUUCUUCGCGGCAGCUCAAUUUAAGCGGCUGUUCAAAUUAGAUUUGAGUUAGUGUAGUCGUUUCAUUUUCGCAUGGAAUGCACCGUGGCGUCUCACUUUAGUUUUAGACAUCGUUAAUUGCGAGCGUGGAUAUUAUCUGACGCGCCGCGUAACGCGAAUACCUACAACUGAGGGGACAUCGCUGCACAUAACCUCCGAAAUACAUUAAACAAUAGAAUAACAGACACACACAUGUUUCUCUACAUGGCUUUCCGUCUCUGAACAGCGGAAACCCACACAGACGAGCCUGUGUAAUUAAAGCUUGCGGCAGCAACGCGGACGCUUAUUAUUUUUUGUUGUUGUUGCAAAGCAAUUUCUUCUCAGAGACGCGAGCGGCGCGCGCAGAAGUGUGCUGGAGCCGAGAGCGGAUCGCCUGGAGCCGGACUCCUCGCUCCUCAGGACGAUGGUGUUAGACAAGGAAGAGGGUGUGCCGAUGCUCUCCGUCCAGCCCAAAGGAAAACAGAAGGGAUGCGCCGGCUGCAACCGUAAGAUUAAAGACCGCUACCUGCUCAAGGCCCUGGACAAAUACUGGCACGAAGACUGCCUGAAAUGUGCCUGCUGCGACUGCCGCCUGGGGGAGGUGGGCUCCACCCUCUACACCAAAGCCAAUCUCAUCCUCUGUCGCAGGGACUACCUGAGGCUCUUUGGUACAACGGGGAACUGUGCAGCCUGCAGUAAACUGAUCCCAGCCUUUGAAAUGGUGAUGAGGGCCAGAGAUAAUGUUUACCAUUUGGACUGUUUUGCCUGUCAGCUUUGUAACCAGAGGUUUUGCGUGGGCGACAAGUUUUUCCUAAAAAACAACAUGAUUCUGUGUCAGAUGGACUAUGAGGAGGGGCAGCUCAACGGGAGCUUUGAGACACAAGUUCAAUAGCCAAUCAAACGACGGCAGCGGCAGCUCUCGGUCCACACACACAAACACACGCUUAUGUGCGAUGGAUGUUCUGCUGCACUCAGAGAGAAGAGCAUCUGUCUGCUUGCCUGCAAUACUUUUUACAGUAAAAGCCCUAUUGGUCCCUGAGGACUCUAUUGUAAAUGUACUACUUUUUGGCCCUUCCUGUCCCCAACACUGAGCAGUUACACGUUUUGAUGUACAGUUGUGCCUGCUUAGCUGAGCACUGUAUUGCCUGUAUGGUUUUUGUGAUGUUUUUCUGUUUUGGUCUCGAACUCUUCUUUCCUCUUUCUUUCUUUCUUUCUUUCUUUCUUUCUUUCUUUCUUUCUUUCUGUCUCUCUCUCUUUCACGCACACACUCGCUCUAUUUCUCUUGUUCUUCUAAUGCUUCUCUGAGGGUAUGUACAGUCUGUUUUCUGUAUAUAUAAACUGGAACAUUUAUUUUAUGAAACUGUAAUGCAAUUUUAUUACCAGUGUGAAUUAAAAAGAUUCUUAAAUGUUCAUAGUUGAGUUUGUUUUCUGAUCCCGAAGCCAAAGUUUGAAGAGGCUGGCCCAUGUAUCAACAAAUGUAAUUACUGAACUCUCUUAAAAUGGCUAAAGCUUCAAAAACAUUUAUCGGACAACUACAAAGAAAUAAUAAAUGAAGACAAUUUUAUAUACAGAAUGACAUAAUGAAACAGCAUAUUUUAAUUGCUGAUGGACUAAUACGAGUUGUUUUCAGAUGAAUUAAAUACGGUCUUAUUUCGAAUAAAGCAAGUGAAUUCAAA
This is a messenger RNA of Labeo rohita (rohu), 1851 nucleotides long. It is a transcript of the gene lmo1, whose product is annotated as LIM domain only 1. The coding region runs from base 600 to 1067 and encodes 155 amino acids. Gene Ontology annotation, cellular component: nucleus. Gene Ontology annotation, molecular function: DNA-binding transcription factor binding; transcription coactivator activity. Gene Ontology annotation, biological process: positive regulation of transcription by RNA polymerase II. The transcript is spliced from 4 exons. NCBI's taxonomy places the organism in Eukaryota, Metazoa, Chordata, Actinopteri, Cypriniformes, Cyprinidae. The record is from RefSeq and is a predicted model, not a curated record.